AUGGCGCGUCGCGAGAGGAUUUUCCUUGAUGGCUUUACGGCGAUUCCUGAGCUGAACGGGGUGUACGUCCAGGGUGACCCAAAGGUCAUCAUAGGAGACCGCCCAGUGUAUUGGAAGGACAACCACUUCUUCCUUUACCACAACGCGCAGCUUCGCAGGUAUCACCUGUCGCCCCGACGGGAUGGCGACGGCACAGACCUUUUUGGUCAUGCUUAUCAGUUUCAACAGCGUGGCGUGGCUGUGUCAACUGACACGCCCACCGUGUGGAGAGAGGCACGGCCUGAUGGCAGCUGGAAAACCAUCCUCGUAAAGACACGCAUCGACUCAGGAGAUGGACGAUGGGCGCCUGUGGAGCCCCCACCAGAGCUUCUCCAUCAGUUUGCUGAAAGCGUGGCAGCGGCUAGAGCACGCCAGCAGGAGCAAGAGCUCCUUGCACAACAGCAAGCUGAGCAAAAGAGGCUCUUGGAAGCCGAACGGGACAAAGAGCGUGAGGCAGCACGACAGAAGACCUUUGCCGAGUGGCGAGAUCAUGGGCCGCCCCCAGUGAACGGCUUGAAGCCCAAGAUUGAGGAAGGAAAGGUCCGAAAGGAAACCUUGAAGCGAAAGAAGACAUCGGCCGAGAGCACAUCAGGAGGGAUCAAAUCCAGGCGCAUGUAUUUCAGCACUGAUCUGCAGACAGCACAGAAGAAGUACUUCCGUUGGAAGAGAAUGAUGAAGAGGAAGAACCUGCGGUGCCCCAAGAUUAGACGGAACACCUCGGAUCUGGCUGUCUUUAAGGAAUUGAUGAUCUCAAAAGUGUACCAGCCCUUCAAGGGCAGUGGGGUGUUGGAUUGCUUCGUUGCCAAAGCCGGCGAUUCCCUUCUGGACGUCGGGGGCAACGUAGGGUUAGCUUGCUGGAGUUACUGGCAUUUUAACCAGGUCCGCAAAGGAGAUUGCUACGAGCCGUCGAGAGGAUGCAAAAGUGGAAUCACGAAGAAUUUGAAGGCCUUGAAUUUGAAUGGCUGUGCCUUCCAGUACCAUGACUGCGGAGUGGGCACAGAAAACGCGGAAGCUCCCUUUGUGGACACCACCAACUGCAGCAGAGGUGGUAGCAGUCGAUCUUCAUUGGCUGAGUUCGCUCGAAGAAUGCGGAAGGGAGCCGACACAUACACUGUCCAGAUCAAGUGUUUCCAGGACAUUCUGCAAGACCACACGGUGGUAAAAAUGGACUGCGAAGGAUCCGAGUUGAAGAUUCUGGCCACCGAGUGGCAUUGGAACAAAGUGCGGCUGCUGGCGGUGGAGAUUUCUGUGAUCCUUCUUCGGAAAGAGCAUCCCGAUGGAAGUGGAUGGACGCAGUUCAACGCCAUCCUGCACUGCUUGCGCAGAGGCGGUUUUACGCUUGCCAAGCUUGACCCCCGCGUGUUCAAGGUCGAGUACUGGAAUCCAAGCACUAAAGAGAGGUCUUUUCAGAGUGAUGCAAUCUGUUGGUUUGCGAGGACAACGUUGCCAGAUCCCACGCCGCCGAACAUGACGCAGUACACCAAGUGGUGGGAUUUCGACCGCCUGAUGAAAGAGUCAUUGAAGGUUCUUAGUGCGAAGAGAAAGGUGGUUUUUGGAAUCCCGCUGCACGGUGACAAGUCUCAGUGUCAGGCGCAGGUGAUUGUCGCUGUGGGGGUUGGCGUGUCAGCGGCUGCUCUUUCGAGGGGCUUGGAUUGCAAAACCGUUUGGCGGGACGGCGCGGAUUUUUGGGGCUGA
Molecule: messenger RNA, 1734 nt
Organism: Durusdinium trenchii
Lineage: Eukaryota; Dinophyceae; Suessiales; Symbiodiniaceae
Source: the annotation of a GenBank genome assembly